UCCCUUUGGCAGGUGCAACAAAUUCAAACAGGAUUGGAGUUAACUAUGGGCAGCUAGGCAACGAUUUACCACCCCCCUCCCAAUCAAUUCAGCUCCUCGAAAGCAUGAAUGCCGGUCUAGUGAAGAUAUACGAUGCUAACCCUGAAAUCCUCAGGCAAUUAUCAGGAACUGAUAUGCAUGUCGCUAUAAUGGUCCCAAAUGACCUAAUUCCAAAAAUCGCUUCGAACAGAGCUGAAGCGGACCUUUGGGUACGCGAAAAUGUCCUCCCGUACUACCCAGAGACCAUGAUCCGGUUCAUACUUGUCGGGAACGAAAUCCUGAGCUACAACGGCACCCAAGACCAACGGUUGUGGCGUGACCUGGUCCCGACCAUGACCAGGAUCCAGAUCGCGCUCAAGUGGCACAACAUUAGGAACAUUAAAGUCGGGACUCCACUCGCCAUGGACGUGUUGGAAUCGAGCUAUCCGCCUUCUUCCGGAAGAUUUAGGUUCGAUAUAUCGGAACGAAUCAUGGUUCCGUUGUUAGAUUUCUUGGGGAGGACCAGGUCAUUUUUCUUCAUCGAUGUUUACCCGUACUUUCCAUGGUCUGAAGAUCCUACUAACAUAAACCUUGAUUUUGCGCUAUGUAGAAGCAAAAACCUAAUCUACACGGACCCUGUUACCGGGUUAGAGUACAACAACCUUUUGGACCAAAUGCUAGACUCGAUCAUCUUUGCCAUGACCAAAUUAGGGCAUCAAAAUAUCAAGUUAGCGAUAGCAGAGACCGGUUGGCCUAACGACGGUGACAUUGAACAAUAUGGUGCAAAUAUAUACAAUGCAGCCACUUACAACCGCAACCUAGUACAAAAGAUGACUGCCAAACCACCAAUAGGGACACCGGCUAGGCCAGGGUUGAUAAUACCAACGUUUAUUUUUUCCUUGUAUAAUGAGAACCAGAAGCCCGGGCCAGGAACAGAGCGACAUUGGGGCUUGUUUUACCCUAACGGAAGGCCCGUCUAUAAGUUGGACUUGACCGGGAGAAGGUCAGAAUCCAAAUAUGCUACACCAUUGCCAGAGGCGACGAAUAAUAGGCCAUACCGGGGAAACAUAUGGUGUGUGGCGGCGAAGGGGGUGAAUUCGACAGAGCUAGAGUCGGCAUUAGGGGAUGUUUGUGGUCGGGGGAAUGGGACUUGCGCUGCGAUUGAGCACGGGAGGGAGUGUUAUGAGCCGAUUUCAGUGAUUUCGCACGCGAGUUAUGCUUUUAGUUCGUAUUGGGCGAAGUUUCGGAACGCUGGCACUAGUUGCUAUUUCAAUGGACUUGCUGUUCAAACCACAAGGGAUCCAAUUAAUAGGGAAAAGUCACCCAGAGAUUGCCUUGCAAGAGCUCGUGUGCUCGAGCAAGCUGUUAGAGAAAAUGUAAAGACUCCACUAAAGAUCGCAAAUCAAACUUUGGCUUUUGUUUUUUUUCUAACGGUUCUAUUAUCUCCUGCAAAAGCAAAAAGCAAAGAAUUUUAA
Molecule: messenger RNA, 1493 nt
Organism: Rhododendron vialii
Lineage: Eukaryota; Viridiplantae; Streptophyta; Magnoliopsida; Ericales; Ericaceae
Product: probable glucan endo-1,3-beta-glucosidase A6
Exons: 2
Coding region: 105-1493 (462 amino acids)
Biological process (GO): carbohydrate metabolic process
Cellular component (GO): plasma membrane
Molecular function (GO): hydrolase activity, hydrolyzing O-glycosyl compounds
Source: RefSeq, a predicted model, not a curated record